AGAAAGCUACGAAUCACAGCCACUGGUGUUAAUCAUUCAUUAACAAAACAAAACUAAGAAGAAGAAAAAAUGUUGUUCUUGGUCAUCAAGGCAAAGAAGAAGAAGAAGAAGAACAAGAAGAAGAAGAAAGAAAAAGAAAGAUAGAGAAAAAGAGGGUGCAAUUUUGUGGGUUGUCAAAAUGGCUUUUGGCUUGCCAAUGAAGUCCAUGGAGCCAACUAUCUGUGGAGACAAGUUAGGUAACCUCAUAAUGGAAGUAGCUAAAAACUUUGUUGUAUAUAUUGGGAUGGUGCUUGCGUGCAAUGGUUUACAUUUUCUACUAAAGCCUUAUAAACAACCACGCAUUACUUCAGACAUAAUUGUGGGAAUGUUGGUGGGGAACAUAGGGUUUGUACGCAGGCUGUUUGAGAAAUUUAACCUGACUUUUGGAUUCAUCAUUGAUUUUGGAAUGACAUGUUACAUGUUUACCCUGGGAAUAGAGAUGGAUCCUUAUGUACUGUUUGCAAAACCAAAUAGGCAUACCAAAACUGCUGUAGCAGGAAUUAUAUGCUCCUUCGUUCUGGCAGGUCUUGCAACCCCAAUGUUCAAAUUCUUCCCAGAUGAAAACAAGCUGCUAGAGUUCACCCUAGCCUUCUCCACAAUGAUUUCUAGCACCGACUCACCAGUCUUGACCCGUUUAAUAACCCAGCUGAAAAUAGGAAAAUCAGAUAUUGGGAAGCUCAUCAUUGGAGCAGGGAUGCACACAGAUUUUGUGUGCUGUUUGAUGCUUUCCAUUGGGUUCAUAGCUGUGCCAAUGCCAGCAUAUUGUCAAAAUUUGCUAGCAAAGUUUGAGAUUAAGAGGACUGUUAAUGUAGCGUUUGCAGUGGUGGUGCAGGUAGGGUUCGCAGCCAUGGUGUCACCAAUGCUCAUGAAGUGGGUUAGCAAUGAGAACCCUGAGGGUAGACCCAUGAAAGGUCCACACUUGGUACUGUCCAUUGCCUUCAUGGUCUUAAUGUGUGCCUCCACCUCUAUGUAUAAUUAUAAUCCAAUUUUAAGUGCUUUUCUGGUAGGGCUUUGUGUUCCCAGGGAGGGUAGAGUUUCCAGAUGGUUUAUCACCAGAAUCAACUACAUGUUGACCACUAUUUUCUUUCCCAUCUUUUUCUUGUGGAUGGGCUAUGAAUCUAAUUUCAGGCAGUUUGAACUACACCAUCCUGCAACAUGGGUAAGACUCAGUGUGCUUUUGGUUGUUGCAGUAGCUGGAAAAGUUGUUGGAGUAGUCAUCUAUGGUGCCAUGUCUGGUGUUCACUGGCCUGAAUCUGUUGCAAUAGGAAUGCUCCUUGUUACUAAGGGCCAUUUGCAAAUCUACUUAGCUAUAAAAGUGAUAGGUUGUGGUGGUCUAAGUACAAGCACAGGCAUUGUGAUGGUACUGGGAACCUUUUUAACAGCUUUACCUGCAUCAAGAAUUGUAGCAAGCAUCAUUAGAAGAGCAAAGAAAAGAGCACCUACUCAUCGUUUGGCACUUCAAAUGCUUGACCCCUCAAGUGAGUUAAGGAUCCUCCUGUGUGUUCAAGGGCCUCAAAAUACCCCUGCUUCCAUCAACUUGGUGGAGAUCACAAAAGGAACUGCUGAAACCGGCAUUGUGGUGUAUGUCACUGACAUGAUUGAACUCACUGCUGAAAUAUCAGACUCAUUGGAGAGGGAUGAAGCAUUGCACACAGCAACAGUGAAAGACAGGGCAGUCAUGGAGAGGAGAGACCAAGUAACCAACUCAUUCCAAGCCUAUGUGGCAGACAAUGAUGAUGGCAUCACACUCAAAAGAACCAUGACACUCUCAACAAUCACUAACAUGCCUCAAGACAUUUUCAUUUUAGCAGAGGACUUGAUGAUUGCCCUCAUCAUAUUGCCAUUCCACAGGAGCCAGCGUGAUGAUAAAAGGUUGGAUAGUGGUAAUCCAGGGUUCAGAUACGUCAACCGAAAGGUUCUGAGAAGUGCCCCUUGUUCUGUUGGGAUUCUAGUAGAUAGAGGCCUUGGAUCAGUUGAAGGUAUAACAAAAUGUGAAGCAACAGUAAAUGUGGCAGUGAUAUUCAUUGGUGGAAAAGAUGAUAGAGAAGCCCUUGCCUACGCUAGCCGUGUAGCGCGGCAUUCACAAGUUAAACUGACAGUUCUAAGAUUCCUGGUAGAUAGCAGUGUGGAGUCUGCAGCAUUAUACAGGAUCAUCUCUCCAGAGCAGGAGAAAGAGAUGAAAUUGGAUGAUGAAUGCUUUACACAUUUCUACGAAAGGAAUGUGAUUGGGGGUCGGAUUUCCUACAUGGAGAAGCAUUUUGCAAAUGCUGCUGAGACAUUCUCCACUCUGAGAUCCUUUGAAGGACAAUACUCAUUGGUGAUUGUUGGAAGGGAAGGAGGAACAAACUCAGUUUUGACAAGGGGCAUGAAUGAUUGGCAACAGUGCCCAGAAUUGGGACCAAUAGGGGAUGUUCUUUCUGGAACAGACUUCUCAAUGACAGUUUCUGUUUUGAUCAUCCAACAACAUAGACUUAGAGGAGAAAUAGAUGGGUUGGAUGAAGAUUUCUCUAUCAUAUAAAUGAGUUAGGUAGAUAGAUGGAUAGGUAGGGUAGAAGUAGAUACUAAUUGUAGCAAGGAAACAGAUAACUGCUAGAGUUACUUAGUCAAAAUUGUAAAGAUAACAUCAUCUUCUUUUUCCAUUUAGCAAUAGGAAUGUACUAUCUUCAUGUUUAAUCAGGCUUUUAAACCA
This is a messenger RNA of Vigna unguiculata (cowpea), 2728 nucleotides long. Its product is annotated as cation/H(+) antiporter 28-like. NCBI's taxonomy places the organism in Eukaryota, Viridiplantae, Streptophyta, Magnoliopsida, Fabales, Fabaceae. Gene Ontology annotation, molecular function: antiporter activity. The record is from RefSeq and is a predicted model, not a curated record. Gene Ontology annotation, biological process: proton transmembrane transport; regulation of pH. Gene Ontology annotation, cellular component: endomembrane system; membrane.